UUUAAGGCCCAGAGCAGGUGUGAGUGCUACAGGAGCACAUUUGACCUACAUUCAGCUUUUUAGGGGCAGAAGCAUGAUAAAGAGCAAUAAGAAACUAAAUUCCCAAGAUGGUGCAUCAAAUGCUAUCAGAAGUAACAAUGUCAACAAACAGGCCAAUAGCCUGGCUCUCUUCUCUCAACCAAAUACCCUUAAUAGCUUUUCAUUGUUCUUGGAAAGUUGUGUGCCCCUUGUUGCAUUGAGGCAAUUUGGGAGUCUGCCGCUUUUAGGCCCCGCCUCCCUUCAGCUGGCACAGAUAAAGACUCAGUUGGCACUGCACCAGCUGAAUGCAAUUGCUGGCACAAGUGUCCCUCCGCCUCCAAUUGCUUUCCCUGCUUUGACCUUGCUCAACUUGCUCAAGGUCACCAUGUCGCAUCCUUUAUACAAUCCCCGUGGAGGGUCGUUUCCCAGUGGUCAGAGACCCAUUGUGCCUAGCCAGUAUGGUCUUGGGUCACAGCCUCGAAUGGAGCUGGGGGCAGCCCGUCUUGGCCCGGGUUCCGUAUCCGGUGCUCGCGGGGGACUGAUGGUCAACCAGCCCAUCUCACUGGGACAGCGCCAGGCUCAGAUUUCCCCAGAUCUCGAAGCCGCAAUAGACAGGAACCUUCGGGGAGCCCGUGAGGAAGUUCGCCUUCUAACUCAAAUGCUCCAGCAACCCAAAAAAGCAGAUCCCCGCCUGAGAGAGGAUGCAAGAAAUGAAGCGCUUCCCUCCGGCAGCGGCUAUUCAGGGAAAUCGCGAUCUAAUGAAGUGGACUGGUCCUUAUACCAAGCCCCAGGCAAACUCAUUUCAUCUUCAAGUUUGGACCGCCCUUCCAGUUCUUCACAGCUGUUCCCAUCUGCAAGUUUUGUUGGAGGAUCAAGUGGUUUGGACAGCCAGCCUCCACCAGAAAAGCGGCCUUCACGCUACACCUCUGAAAGUGCCAGCAGCCUCCUAGCAAGUUUUGGACUCUCCAAUGAGGACCUAGAACUUCUGAGCCACUAUCCAGAUGAUCAGCUGACCCCCGACAACCUGCCGUUUAUUUUACGAGACAUCCGAAUGCGUAAAGCCAAGAGGGACGUUGAUGCGAGAUCUGAAUACAACAAAGUUAUUGACUAUGGACAUUCUAGAAAAGAUGACUAUCCAGAGGAGACUCCAGUUGGAUUUGCUAGUGAACGCCUGCCUAAAGAGUCACCAAAGUUGGUGAGAGAGGUCUCUGGACCACCCUUUAGUGGCAUGAACAUCACAAAGCCUCCUCAGCCGUGUCAGCCAGCUCCAGGCCCUGUGCAAGUUCCAAAGCUUCAGAAACCUCCGCCUGUAGAUCCGAGACCCUCCAAGACGAUUCCAGUGAGACCAUCUCCUUCCCAGCCUGUUCUGCAGCCUUCCAGUCGACCUCCUCUACCUCUACAGAUACCGCCUCAACUUGGUGUUCUUCCUAUGAUGACCGUUGACGAUAUCUCCAGAGGUCUGAAUCCCAACUGGAUCCCGUUCCUUUCACCUGCAAUCAGCGCGCCUGCCAUGAAGAGGCUUCCAACUCCGACCAUGAUGAACGAUUACUCGGCAGCUACACCAAGAAUCUUUCCUCAUACAUGCUCUCUAUGUAACAUUGAAUGUGUCCAGAUUAAGGACUGGCUUGAGCAUCAGAAUACAAAUCUUCACAUUGAGAGUUGUAGACGUCUUAGGAAACAAUAUCCUGACUGGAAUGUUGAGGCUGUCUCCGUUUCAAGACCUGAGCCAAAAACAGAACACAGCAGCUCAAAGCGACACACUCGAUCGCACUCAUACUCCAGAUCCCCCAGUCCGAAGCGGCACCAUGAAUCCUCAAGCCGACGUAAGCGAUCCCGUUCACGCUCCCGAUCCCGUUCUCGAUCCCGAAGCUCUAGAAGGUACCGGCGUUCUAGAAGUCACAGCCGGUCCCCCCAUAGGAAGUCUCGAAGCAGUCCUUACAGACGGAGGACCCGUAGUCCACCAUCUCAUCGGUCAAGGUCUCCAGGUUACAGUAGGCGCUCUCCUGUACGCCGUUCAAGCCCCCGCCGGAGCAGCCCAUCCUGGCAACAGAGAUCUAGCAGUAGUGAACGAUUGGCCAUGAAACUCAUUUCAUCAACUGAGUUUUCUUCAAUCGCAGACAGUAGUACUUUGAAGGCUGUUGUGAAGUCCUUGGCACCAGCCCUGCUGGCUGAGCUAGCAAAGAAGAAAAGUAGUUCCACUACUUCCUCAUCAAAGGGAAGCAGUAGCAGCAGUAGCUGGAAACGGCCGCCCUCUCCUAAGAGAGCGGAGUACUCCAAGUCAAGCAGGACUUCCACCUCAAAGUCCUCCAGCACUCCAAAGCCAAGGCCCAAGGAUGCCCCUGGCACAUCCUGUUUGUUGAGGCUUAUUGGAGUUCCUUAUGGGACUACAAGCAAAGAACUGACUGAUGCCAUUGAGCCUUUUGGCAAGAUUUAUACUGCCAUCCUUCUCAAGGCAAUUAGAGAGGCCUCAGUGUGUAUGGAGAGAGAGGAGGAUGCCAAAGCUUUGCUCAACUAUAAGAACCUGACGAUUCGUGGACAGUUUGUUAAAGUCUGCAUGGAGAAGGAUGCAAGAGAUGAUGAUGAUGGGAGAAAAUCUGUUAAGACCAAAAAACCUGUUAAGAAAAAAGAGGUGACUACAACAACAAAACCAACCCAAUCAGCAAAAGUAAAAGGCCCAGACCCAGUUAAGGCACCUCAGACAGCAAAAGCAAAAGAUGUGACAGGUUCCAAGACGUCUCAAGUAACCAAGGGAAAACCGAGCGACCCCAAAAAGACUGUUCAGACAGCUAAAGCUAAACCCCCUGCUAAGGGUUCAGAGACAGCAGUUGCAAAGAAAUUGGUGAAGAAGGAAGUACCCUGGAGAAAAAAUAUAAUUGAGAUUACAAAUCUUCCAGAGGAGGGAGUUACUGAGGAUGACCUCACCAACCUUGCUAAACCAUAUGGCUUCAUUGCAACUCCUCUCAUAGCAAUCACUCAACAAAAGGCAUAUCUGCAGAUGCCCAACACAGAGGCAGUUGAAGCGAUGGUGAAGGCCUGCUCUGAGACCCCAGCUAAAGUACAAGACAAGGAGAUCACUGUUAAGAUGAUGAUGCAACCUAUUGACCUGAAUUACACUGAGUCAGUAUUCAAAGUGCUAAUGGACAUGGAGAAAUCACCUGAAGUCAUCACAUUGCCAGAACGCCUUCUCAUUGUUGGCAAUGUGCCAAAAACACUUGGGGCAAUCAAGGAAGUAGAGACCAAAAUUAAAUGCCAUGGUACCUUCAAGAAGGUUUUGCCACUUAAUGGCAGGAUUAUUUUUGAGAUGGAGAAUGCUAAUACCGCAAGGGCUCUCUUCACUCGCUUCCUCAAGUUUCGAUGUGUGGUCCAGAACAGUGCCCUUAGCUUCCAACUAGCCAAACCAGUCAAGUUUAAAAAGAAGACUGAAGCAAAAGGAGCAAACCCUCCUGGUACAAUAAAAAAACCGAAUACCAUCAAAGCCCAAAAGGUAGUAGCUGCAAAAGCAGCUUCUGCUGCAUCUACUGCAGGUCCACCUGUCACAAAAGACAAAGCUCUAAAAACUACUGCUAGUAUUGCAGCUAAAGAAAAUGAAAUUAUUAUUAUAAGUGAUAGUGAAGUAAGUUUGAAUGAAAGUGUUGCUGAUGAAAAGAUGAAUAUUGAUACAGCUGCAACUAAAGUUACUGCAGUUCCCGAAGACAAUACAGUUGAUGGGUCUGCUAAUGCAGAAACAACUACCACUGAGAAUAAAGCAGAGAAUGAUACCCAAGCUGUUAAUGAAACUGUCAUGGAGACCCCUGAAAGCGAAUCUGUGAUAAAAGAGCAUGAAACUGCAUCCUUAGUUCCCACAGCUGAAUCUGAGAUUGUGAAUAGGAAGCUUGAAGUUGAAUCCUCCGUUUCCUCUUCAGAAUCUGCUGAUUCAGUUAAAUCUCGGAACACAGAGCCUGAAGGUGGAUCCACAGUUCUUGCUUCAGAAUCUGGAAAAACAGAGCUUGAGGUUGCAUCGGCUGUUUCCACUUCAGAGCCUGCAGUUUCAGUGGAGUCUGCAGAAGCAGAGCAUGAAUUGGCUUCCAUUUCAAUAGACUCAACUGAUCAAACAGGAGCAUUGCUUAAGAAAAACGAACAGAAUGUCCUGCAGGCUGAGGAUGUUCCCAAAGAACUGGUUCCUACAUCUGUGGAAGAAAGCAAAACUGACAAUUCAAAGUUAGAAGAAGACAAUAAAGUUGAGUCCAAGUCAGAAAUGGAGAUUGUUGCUUCAACUGUUAGCAGUGAGGAAACUGCAGUAGAGGCUAUGGAGACCCAAAGUCCAGAAGAUCCUACCAAAGGCAUUGAUAUCAAAGAUGAUGUUUUGGAAACUGACAAGCUCAAGAUUGAAGACGAGGGACAAACUAAUGACUUAAAACCAACUGAACCUUUAGAGAUAGACAUAAAUCCUCAGUCUAGUAAUGAUAAUGAACCUGCUGAAGAGAAUGUCCAUGCAGCUGUUGAAUCAGAUUCUAUUUCAACCUUUGAUCCUGUAUCUGACCUACCCUCCACUUCUGAUCAAACAGUCAGUAAUUCAUCUGUCACAGUAACAUGUGCCUCAAAAAGUCCUCAACCGGUGCUUGAGCCCAUCCAGAUUGAUGACGAUUCUCUGGACUUUCCUCCGGUUACACAGGAGAUUUUAAAGGCCCUUGAAUUAGCUGUCCAUCAAUGUCGCUUACAGUCUUCACUAAAACGAGCUGAAGAAGAAGCCAGACAGAAUGCAGAAAUGGAGAAAAAAGUUGCAGAGAAGAAAACCGCAAAAGGUCCGUCAAGCUCAAAGAAGCCUGCCCAAGCAACCAAGAAGACCACUCAAGCUGAGAGUAAAAAGAUUCAGAACGAGAAAGAGAAAAAGUCUCCAAACUCUGGGUCAAAGAGUAAGCCUGCAGACACCUCGUCCCCAGAGAAAGAGCCAAUGUCUAGGCACAGAAGCAGGGGUAAUUCUGAAGAAGAGGGCCCUAGCACCAGACGUGGGGGAUCCUCUGGGUCCUCCUCCUCCCGGAGGAGCAGGCGGGAUUCCACUCCUCCAUCAAAGCGUUUAAGGGGGCAUGAUGUUGAUCACAGGGUGAGCAAAAACUCACAGCCUUCAAGAAGUCACUCAAAAACAAGGACCGCUGAAAAGGAAAACAAUGAGGAACCGUUUCCAUUUAACAUUGAUGAGUUUGUGACCGUUGAUGAAGUAGGGGAUGAUGCAGAGGAGACUGGGGUCUCAAAUACUGAGUCAUCGGUCAAGGAUGAGAAGAUUAAGGAUAAACCCGAUUCCAACACUAUAGUCUCUCCUAUUGCGGAGUCAGAUUCAGCUGAUCAAACGAAACAAACCGACGACAUUGUUGGUUCUAAGAUAGGAAAACCUGAAGUUAUUGAAUGUGCAGAUAAAACAGAAGCCAGUAUUGAAGAAGCCACACCAGCUGUAGAAGAGCAAGAGUCUCAGGAAGAGAGUGCUGAUAAACCACUGGGAACUGAUAGGAUGGAAACUGCUGCUGAGAACGAGACAACAGAGCCUUGUACUGUAGCAGAAAGUGCUUCAUCAUCGAUGGACAGCAAUGUUGAGACCAUGAAAGAAGACCCUGACAUUGGGACCUUGGAUGAAUUCGUGCCAAGCAAGUCAGUUUCUUCCUCUCCUUCACAGAAGGAACCCUGCCCACCAACGUCUGCAGAAACUUUAGAGAAAUCAGACGAUUUACAUCCCGAGGAGCCUGAAACCUCUGCCCUAAUGAUGGACAAUAAUGUUGAGGCAACUCUGAACUCUGAAAGUCCAUCCCAUGAUGUGAUGGUCACUCUUGAUGAGGUCAGUGAGAUUGAGGAAGAUCUUCUCGAUGAAACAAAUGAGGAACAGCAUUCGAAGGCUGAUGAAGUGCCUGAGACACUUGUAACGGUUGAUGAGGUUGGAGAUGAUGAAAUGGGGUGUGAAGAAUACCAGUUGGACAAAGAACUUGAAGGCUUAGUUACAUUGGAUGAGAUUGUUGACGAAGAGGAGGAGUUUGAUUCAUUCAAUCCUGAGACUCUUGUAACCCUGGAUGAGGCCAAGGGUGACGAUGAGGAGAUUGAGGAAGUGGAGCAUAGUGAAGACAAGCCAACUACCCCAAGCACCACAACACCAAUCAUACCAGAAGAGCCUGUGAAAUCAGCAAGUCAAGAACAGCAUGCCUGUGACCUUGAAGAGCUCCACAAGAUGAACUUUGUAACUGUGGACGAAGUUGGAGAGGAGGAAGAGGAGCAACCACCCAGCGAAGAUGUCAAAGAGGUGAAACAAGUUAAAAAGAGAGCUACAAGGGCCAAAAAGAGAACUCCCCAGGCCCCAGUAAGGAGAUCCACAAGAGGUAAAAGAGGAGCGACAAAGAUGGCUGAAGAAGCAGAGGAGCCCGAGACACAUGUGGAGUGUGAACCAGAGGCAGGUGCUUCUGUAAGCGAGAGUCCUCCUGCAGCUGUCGAAUCCAUGGAUCUCGAUGUUAAGCCAGAAACGCAAAAGGCUGAAACCAUGAAAGUUCCUGAAUCAUCGACUGCAGAGGUCUCUUCAGGGCCAGAAGAGGACAGGACGAGAACUGAAGAUAAUGACAACUCUGCAAAGACAGAAAGUGAUCCUGUUGACACACCAGUCUUUGACAAAAAACCUUUAAUCCAAGAAGUGUCCAAGCAGCGGCAGGAGAAGGACCUGACUCAGGAACCAGAGGCUAAGAAAGCCCGAUCUGAUUCCCCUGUGAUUGAAGACUUCACCAUGCCGCCGUUUAACCCAAACAAACCCGUUGGGCUUGAUUUUGUGGUACCCAAGAUGGGUUUCUUCUGCAGAGUCUGCUCUCUAUUCUAUGGCAAUGAGGAAACUACUAAGAGAAGUCACUGUUGUACCCUAAAGCAUUACCAGAACAUGGAGAAUUACUACAAGAAUCUCAAGUCUCAGAAGCAGGGUGAUUGCUCAACACAGACAACACCCAGUCAUAGUUAUGCUUCUUCUGAAUAGCCCUUGCUAAAAGGUUUUUGUUUUUUGUUAACAGAUGGGUCCAAUUGUUUGCUGUAAAGUUUUAUUAAUUUUUCUUGUUUAGAAUGAAAUGCUUUGGCUUGUGCUAAAUAAAGGUAACAUAUAAUCA
This is a messenger RNA of Carassius carassius (crucian carp), 7115 nucleotides long. It is a transcript of the gene znf638, whose product is annotated as zinc finger protein 638. Gene Ontology annotation, cellular component: nucleus. NCBI's taxonomy places the organism in Eukaryota, Metazoa, Chordata, Actinopteri, Cypriniformes, Cyprinidae. The record is from RefSeq and is a predicted model, not a curated record. The transcript is spliced from 25 exons. Bases 74 to 6988 code for a protein of 2304 amino acids. Gene Ontology annotation, molecular function: RNA binding; zinc ion binding.